This is a messenger RNA of Colletotrichum karsti, 2112 nucleotides long. RefSeq lists its product as uncharacterized. The coding region runs from base 1 to 2112 and encodes 703 amino acids. Gene Ontology annotation, molecular function: ATP binding; protein kinase activity. The record is from RefSeq and is a predicted model, not a curated record. The transcript is spliced from 6 exons. Gene Ontology annotation, cellular component: nucleus. NCBI's taxonomy places the organism in Eukaryota, Fungi, Ascomycota, Sordariomycetes, Glomerellales, Glomerellaceae. Gene Ontology annotation, biological process: protein phosphorylation.
AUGUCGACACCGACCACGGCUACAGCGACAUUACCUCCUCACUCCCAUUACCAUCAUCCCCAUUAUCCUUACUCACACCAGUCGUACCAAGCGUCAACCGCCACCGGCUCUUCCUACCGUCAGCCAGCGAACCCAAUCCUCCCCACUUCUUCGUCCACGGCGACGACGAGAUUGCCUCCCGCCUAUUCGAACCACUCGAGCGUGCCAUACGCGACUUCUUCGUCUGCAAGUCACGCCGGUUCAAAUGGCCUAGGCCUUUCAGCCUCGUCUGCCACUUCGAGGAUCAUCCACGACGCUUCGAGUCCGGACGCGAAUUACUCGGUCACUGCAAUGCCUGCCUCUCAUGCCCAGUCUUCCCAGUCCUCCUCCGGUCGCAAGCGAAGACGAUCGAAGGGCCCCGAUUGGAACAAAUUCUAUGAGAACGGCCUGCCCAGGGAAGUCAUCGUCAUUGACGACACACCCGAGCCCGAACAAGGCAAAGCAACCGGCAACGGUGUAAGGGUCGUGUCCAACGGCACUGCCAAUGGCAUCACCACCAAUGGUGCAUCGAGCACCCGUCCCGUCCCCAAAAAGAGAAAGCGAGACGAUGAGCCCCCGUACGAUCCGGUCUACCACAACAAGUACGCCGGCUCUCACACAAGCACUCCUCGCCAGAACGGCACUCCCAACGGAUCCACCAUUUCUAGCGAUCGGACGACGAGCUCCGGGGUUCACACAACCGCUCCCACAUCCCUUUCUGCCAACGGUCAGGACUACUAUGACGCACAGCCGGGUCAGAAGCGGAAGCGAACUCGACAGCAGAUCGCUCAAGAGGCAAAGAAGCGAGAAGUCGAACUCGCAGAUCCCUUCCCGACGUACAAGCCUCCUCCUUUCCCUCCCAAGAAGGCGCCAGAAGUGAACGUUAAGGUCGUUCAUGAUCACGUCUACAACAAGAACGCCAAGGUCGACGACGAUGAUGGGCAUUACAUUGUUGUCCCUGAUGCCGACUUGACCGACAGAUACCAAAUGGUAAAACUGCUUGGUCAGGGCACUUUCGGUAAAGUCGUUCAGGCUCGAGACCGCAGAAGAAACAAAGCAGUCGCCAUCAAAAUCAUUCGCUCGGUGCAAAAGUACCGAGAUGCCUCGAGAAUAGAGCUCAAGGUCUUGGAAACACUCAGACAAAACGACAGCGAGAACCGCAAUCGUUGUAUCCACUUGAAGGACUGUUUCGACUACAGGGGCCACAUCUGCAUCGUCAUGGACCUCCUUGGACAGAGCGUUUUCGAUUUCCUGAAGAGCAAUCAAUUUGUCCCUUUCCCUAACAGCCAAAUCCAAAGUUUUGCUCGUCAACUCUUCACCAGCGUGGCCUUCCUCCACGAUCUCAACCUCAUCCACACGGAUUUGAAGCCGGAAAACAUCCUGCUUUGCGACAGUGCUUACCAGACAUUCACCUACAACCGAAAGAUACCCUCGUCAUCCCAGACUGUCAACCGCAACGCGACCCAGCGCCGAGUCUUGCUCGACACCGAGAUUCGAUUGAUUGACUUCGGCUCGGCCACCUUCCAAGAUGAGUACCACAGCUCCGUGGUAUCUACUCGGCACUACAGGGCGCCAGAGAUCAUCCUGGGGCUUGGUUGGUCAUUCCCUUGCGACAUUUGGAGCAUUGGCUGUAUCCUCGUGGAAUUCUUCACCGGCGAUGCCCUCUUCCAGACACACGAUAAUCUCGAGCAUCUGGCAAUGAUGGAGAUGGUUGUUGGCCACAGGAUUGACUCUACGCUUGUUCAGGCUGUCAAUAAGAUGGCCACAAGAAGCGGCGGAAACCCGGCCUCCAAGUACUUCAAGCGGCUCAAGCUCGACUAUCCCACUGCAGAGACAACACGCGCAUCCAAAAGAUUUGUAAAGGCCAUGAAGCGCCUCGAGGAUAUUAUCCCUUCGAACACGACCUACUUCAAGAACUUCUUGGACCUUCUCAGGAAGAUUUUCGUUUACGAUCCUUCACAACGCAUCACGGCGAAGCAAGCGUUGCAGCACCCCUGGUUUAAGGAGCCGGCGACGCCAGACGAUGGUACUGAGGCUGCCAAGAUUCGGCUGGAGCGGAUGAGAUCCGAAGAGUCUCACAGGACACACACAUGA